AUGACCACCCCCGAUAAGUCCUCCCUGCAAGCAGGAGUGCAGAAGGUCCUCGACACCUACACCGCCGGCACCGGUCCUAGCAAUGUUCCAGGCGCUGUGGCUUACAUCGCCGACGCCAGCGGAAAGGAGGUCGCUUGGGCAGCUUCCGGUCUGAUCGAAGUGGGCAAGCCCGAGCCGAUGCAGAAGGAUACCAUCUUCUGGAUUGCCAGCUGCUCCAAGCUGCUAAUCGCCAUCUCAGCUCUGCAGCUCGUAGAGCGCGGCCAGCUCAACCUUGACGACAGCAUCGCCAAGUUCCUCCCCGAGGCCGGCGAGCUCAAGAUGCUCAAGGACGGCUCCACGCCCAACAAGAUUCCUACCGUCAAGGACACGCUGCUCAUCCUUUCCGGACAAGCUUGCGCGCUCUUCAACCAAGAUCUCGCCGACUGGUAUGGCUCCAAGGGCCUUCCUCCUACCGCUCACCUCGACUCGAAAAGGGAGCGCCUCUUCACCCCUUACGCCUCACAGCCAGGCGAGGAAUGGAACUACGGCUUCAACAUCGACUGGGCCGGCAUGGCCAUCGAGGUCAUCACCGGCAAGGAUCUCGAGACGUACUACCGCGAAAACAUUUUCGAGCCUCUUGGUAUCAAGGAAAUCACCUUCAAGCCACGAUCUGCUGGUCUCGUACCACGCCUCGCCGGCAGCCACGUGCGCAACGAACAAGGCGAGAUUACCCCCUUCUUCCCGCUGCUUUUGCCCGAGGAGGACCAGAUGGAGGCAAUCUACCCUGGUGCCGGUCUGUUCGCCAAUGGCUCUGAGUACGUCAAGAUCCUCGUCGCGCUUCUCAACAAGGGAACACACCCGGUCUCGGGCGGUACCAUCCUCAAGCCUGAAAGUGUCGAGCUCUUGCGCAAAGAUCAGCUCGAAGGAAAGCUCAUCGACGACCUCGAGCGCAAAUUCGACCAAGUCAUCCCCGCUGUUAUCAGCGACCGAUUCGUGGGCUGCCUCUCGCCUGGUCUCAAGAAGAACUGGGCAUACGGUGGUCUCAGGCUCAAAGAGAAACACCCGACGCGUGGACUCAGUGACGAUUCCUUGAGCUGGUGCGGUGUCCAGAACAGCUACUGGUGGCUCGACUUCAAAGAUGGAACCUGCGGCAUGGUCCACACUCAGAUGAGCCCUUUCCCCGACAAGGCUGCCGAAGAUCUGCUCGCCGACGUCGAGAGCCAGGUGCACGCCGCCUACGCCAACUAG
Sporisorium graminicola is the source of this 1227-nucleotide messenger RNA. RefSeq lists its product as uncharacterized. The transcript is spliced from 4 exons. The record is from RefSeq and is a predicted model, not a curated record. Lineage: Eukaryota; Fungi; Basidiomycota; Ustilaginomycetes; Ustilaginales; Ustilaginaceae. Bases 1 to 1227 code for a protein of 408 amino acids.